GGAGCCAUGGCCUCUGAUGCGAGCCAUGCGCUGGAAGCUGCCCUGGAACAGAUGGAUGGGAUCAUUGCAGUCCCAGGUAAAUCAUCACAGUGCUGCCUGUAACGAAACCUACCAGGAACGCCUGGCACGGCUAGAAGGCGAUAAAGAGUCUCUCAUACUACAGAGAAUCUGAGGGUUCCUCAGGAAAUUUCUUUCUGCCACAUACGUGCAGUAUGGCUUUGGCGUAUGUAUGACUGAGAGUCGUGUUUUGGCCUGUGGAGCACAGAAACCCUCCUGGAGCCAAGUUUUGUCAGUGCCACUACAUGCCCUUUACGUUCCACAUUUCUUAAUUACUUCAAAACACUUGCCUGAUAGGUGAACAGUCCCCACACCCAUAUGAGAGAGGUAAGGUCAUUGGUUGGUUUCCAUAGAGGUUUGGAUCACUCUUCCCCAUGAGGUGGCAGAGCUCUGGCAAGAGCUAAGAUAUGCCUGGAGGUCGGGGUGCCUUAUUAGAGGAAGAAGGAGCAGGAGUCCAGCCCAGAGGCAGGUCUCGUGCCUGUUGGGUGCUUUCCUCUUGAGUCUAUCAAGAGCAGGAACCUGACUAGCAUCAUUAGAUCGUGGUAAGAGACUUCCUGGUAAGGUAAGACUCCAACUGGGGUUUCCUUCCUUCAAGACACCCUCUCACCUCCACUCACCUAAAAGCAAGGCCAUUUCUCAGGUGAGCCAUAUCGAUUCCCUUUCACAUCUUGGGGACUUCCCUGACUCACACACAGUCCCAGCUCUUCCACUGUUGCUUAUGUUCUACAACAGGUGAGUGUCCUCACAGACCAAGUGGAAGCCCAAGGUGAGAAGAUUCGGGACCUUGAAGUGUGUCUAGAAGGACACCAGGUGAAGCUCAAUGCUGCCGAAGAGAUGCUUCAGCAGGAACUGCUAAGUCGAACAUCUCUAGAGACCCAGAAGCUUGAUCUACUGACUGAAGUGUCUGAGCUGAAGCUCAAGCUGGUUGGCAUGGAGAAGGAACAGCGAGAGCAAGAGGAAAAGCAGAGAAAAGCAGAGGAGUUACUGCAGGAGCUCAAGCACCUGAAAAUCAAAGUGGAAGAGUUGGAAAACGAACGGAAUCAGUAUGAGUGGGAGCUGAAAGCCACUAAGGCUGAGGUAGCCCAGCUGCAAGAGCAGGUGGCCCUGAAAGAUGCAGAAAUUGAGCGUCUUCACAGCCAACUCUCCCGGGGUGCAGCUCUCCACAGUGACCACACAGAGAAAGACCAAGAAAUCCACCGUCUGAAAGUGGGGAUGGAAACACUGCUUGUUGCCAAUGAAGACAAGGACCGUCGGAUAGAAGAGCUUACGGGGCUGUUGAACCAGUACAGAAGAGUGAAGGAGAUUGUGAUGGCAGCUCAGGGGCCUUCAGAGAGAACUCUUUCAAUCAAUGAAGAAGAACUUGAGGGAAGCGUCAGAAAGUGGAACGCCACAAGUAAAAGCCCUGAAGAACUAUUAAAACAAGAGAUGCCUCAGCGAUGCAGCUCUCCCACUGUGGGGCCACCUCCUUUGCCACAGAAAUCUCUGGAGACCAGGGCUCAGAAGAAACUCUCCUGUAGUCUAGAAGACCUGAGAGGUGAAUCUGGAGAUAAGCGUGUCGAUGGGAAGCAGCUGUCCCCAGUGGUAGAGCCCAAGGACAGCUCUUUCCUGGUAGAGCAGAAAUACCCUACAUUACCUGGGAAGCUACCAGGAGCCACGCCCAAUGGAGAAGCUGCCAAAUCUCCUCCCACUGCCUCCCAGCCUGACUCUGCAGACAGCAGCCUACUAAGGCUGAGAGAAACAGAAAGUGUCUGGGAAGAUACCGUUGUGGCCAAUGAGCUCUCAUCUACUUCAUCGGGUACGGAGUCAAGCCCCCAGUCUCCCCUGACACCAGAUGGCAAACGAAGCCCCAAAGGCAUCAAGAAAUUCUGGGGAAAAAUCCGAAGAACUCAGUCAGGAAAUUUCAACACCGAUGUACCAGGGAUGGCUGAGUUUCGACGAGGUGGACUCCGGGCAACUGCAGGGCCAAGACUUUCUAGGACCAGGGACGCCAAGGGACAGAAAUGUGACGCCAAUGCCCCCUUUGCCCAGUGGAGCACAGAACGUGUAUGUGCAUGGCUGGAGGACUUUGGACUGGCUCAGUACGUGAUCUUUGCCAGGCAGUGGAUAACAUCUGGCCACACGCUACUCACAGCUACCCCUCAAGACAUGGAAAAGGAGCUGGGAAUUAAACACCCCCUCCACAGGAAGAAGCUGGUUUUAGCAGUGAAAGCUAUCAACACCAAGCAGGAGGAGAAGUCUGCGCUGCUUGACCAUAUUUGGGUGACACGGUGGCUUGAUGAUAUCGGCUUACCCCAGUACAAAGACCAGUUUCACGAAUCCAGAGUUGAUGGACGCAUGCUGCAGUACCUAACUGUGAAUGAUCUACUGUUCUUAAAAGUCACCAGCCAACUGCAUCAUCUCAGCAUCAAAUGUGCCAUCCAUGUGCUGCAUGUCAACAAGUUCAACCCCCACUGCCUGCACCGGAGGCCAGCCGAUGAGAGUAACCUUUCUCCUUCAGAAGUUGUGCAGUGGUCCAACCACAGGGUGAUGGAGUGGCUGCGAUCUGUGGACCUGGCAGAGUACGCACCCAACCUCCGAGGGAGUGGUGUCCAUGGAGGCCUCAUUAUCCUGGAGCCACGCUUCACUGGGGACACCCUGGCUAUGCUUCUCAAUAUCCCACCACAGAAGACACUCCUCAGGCGCCACCUGACCACCAAAUUUAAUGCCCUGAUUGGUCCUGAGGCUGAACAGGAAAAGCGAGAUAAAAUGACCUCGCCAGCUUACACACCACUGACUACCACAGCCAAAGUCCGGCCUAGGAAACUUGGAUUUUCACAUUUUGGAAACAUGAGAAAAAAGAAGUUUGAUGAAUCGACAGAUUACAUUUGCCCAAUGGGGCCCAACGAUGCUGUGGGUGACGGUCAGAGAGUCUACAGUGGCUAUCGGGGUCUCAGUCCUCUUGAUUCCCCCGAAUUGGACGGGCUGGACCAGGUGGGACAGAUAAGCUGACAGACACCCUGUCACCUGCCCUCACUGUGCACGGAGAGCUCACCGUAACACCGUGUGUGUCACCAUUUAACUGCACCUCACCCCACUACCCUCGUGCAUGACUUGCAGAGAAUGUUCCCAGCAAUUAUGCAUCUCUGGGCUGCUCUCUUUACACCCUGAAAGUGGACAGAAUGUGCAGUUCCACAUCUACAAAGGGGCCAGGCUUUGGGGACUGUUGUCAGAAGUGGACUUGGGGAAGACACCUAAAGAUACUUGUACACGUUUGGUAGUUUUUAAUAUCCGUCUUCAUCUGGAAACACGUGCAUGUAGACACAGGUCCAGAAUUCCUGGACAGUCCCGGGAGGCUCAACUCUUAGAAACCUCCACUGUGCUCCGGUUAGGGGAAAGUUCAAGUGCCUUAGGCCCGUGGGUCACAGAGUCUUGUCUGAGAAUAAAAGGACAGUGGGGAUUUAGGCCGUGGUGACGGUGUAAUUUGGUUGUGCCUUACUACAGGGGCGGUCACUUCUUUCUGAUAAUAAAAACUAUUUAUAUAGAAAGUAAA
This is a messenger RNA of Nannospalax galili (Upper Galilee mountains blind mole rat), 3586 nucleotides long. It is a transcript of the gene Ppfibp2, whose product is annotated as PPFIA binding protein 2. Gene Ontology annotation, cellular component: presynaptic active zone. The record is from RefSeq and is a predicted model, not a curated record. Gene Ontology annotation, molecular function: protein binding. NCBI's taxonomy places the organism in Eukaryota, Metazoa, Chordata, Mammalia, Rodentia, Spalacidae. Bases 892 to 3045 code for a protein of 717 amino acids. Gene Ontology annotation, biological process: neuromuscular junction development. The transcript has 22 exons.